AUGCUUAAUGAUAUCCAAGGUGUUUUAGUAAGCAAGGAUUCUCCAAAACAAGGGGGAGACAAGGACCAACAACCAAAUACUAAAACUGACCAGAAGGAGCCAUCUGAAUCCAAGGAGAUAGUGAGAGACAAACGUGAUAAAGAGCUAGAUGAUAUUCAUUCUCUUUGGAAGAAAUUAGAAGCAGAGGAUGCUAAGGCUAAGAAUGAAAAAAUGGUGCUUGAAACUAAAAAAUCAUUAAUUACUUGUUGGUCAAUGAAGUACAUUCAGAAAGAGAGGAGUAAUCACAUUUUAGAUGAGUUCACUUUGGUGGACCUGCCAUUUCUGAACCAAUACGACUGGAUCUCCUUGUUUCACAUUGUUACGAAAGAGGAAAAGAAGUAUGAGCCUAUUGUUGCACAUUUUUUAAAAAGGAUGCUUAUUUGCUACAUCCAAGAAAUUGCAAAGAUGGAUGUUGAAAUAACAUCAGUUCUGAAGAAGAAGCCCAUUCUAAAGCUGGAAGAGCAACUGAAGGAUAGUUAG
Molecule: messenger RNA, 519 nt
Organism: Lactuca saligna
Lineage: Eukaryota; Viridiplantae; Streptophyta; Magnoliopsida; Asterales; Asteraceae
Source: the annotation of a GenBank genome assembly